Messenger RNA from Bursaphelenchus xylophilus (pine wood nematode), 1615 nucleotides. The record is from the annotation of a GenBank genome assembly. NCBI's taxonomy places the organism in Eukaryota, Metazoa, Nematoda, Chromadorea, Rhabditida, Aphelenchoididae.
AUGAUUUCUCGUUUAAUUUGUCACAUUUCAUCUGUUGAACAUUAUUCGAUAUCACUUAGUACAAGGAAGAUAACCGCUAAAAACAGGGUGCGUCUAUCAUUUCGUGGAGCAGUGUAUAAUUAUUUAUGCUCCGGGACCCGGAAACCCCAGUAUUUGCCUUGACCCCGAAAGGGCCCACCCCGGAAGGCCCCACCCCGAAAGGGCUCACCCCGGAAGGGCGACCCCGAAAAGCCCACCCCGAAAGGGCCCACCCCGAAAGGGCAGUAACCCGGGCAAGUAGAUACCCAAAAAAAGUUGAAGAAAGUUCCUACAAGUCCGGUGAAAGCAGUUGGAUGCUCGGCGGACGCUCGGCGAAGGCACGGCGGAGACUUGGCGAAGGCUUGCAAUAUGCAAACUUUUUCUAGUUUUAGAACAUGACUAACGUUAGUUUUCUUUACCCUGAGUUAUUGUAACAUAUAAAAAGCCAAAAUUUCGGACAAAAAACGAAGAUCCGCAACUUUUAUCUAUAUAGAUAUUGCUGAUGUGAGUACAUGUAAAAUACCUUAAAAUAGGUGAUAAGCUGUCCUAGGACACGAUCUAUCUGAUAAUAUUAUUGAUUAUUGACUUCUUUUAAUUAAGCGUUCUCCUAGUCUCUCCAUGCAUACAACGACGAACAGAAGCGAUCCCUACUGUCGUUGACCCGGACUGUCGCUGACCCGUAAAGUCGUAGCGCCAUUUUGUGUAUAUUGCUGCUAUAAUACUGGGAUGAAACUUACGGAUCUUUUUUUUUGCCAUAAAUUUUGGUCUUUUUUAUAUGUUGCAAUAACUCAGAAUUAAGAAAACUAGGGUUGGCAAUAGCUAGAAUUGCAAAACGUGGACACAUUUCAAGUCUUCGCCAAGUCUCCGCCGAGGCUUCAACGGCUUUCACAGGCCUCGUGGACACCUCCUACAAUCUUUUUUUGGCUCUCCGCCUGCCCUACACCAUCGAUCUUUUUUGUGGUGACCCGAACUGUCAACAACCCGAGAAGCCGGGACACGGAAUUUUAGGUCAAGAUUUGGCGAGAAAAUAUAUUUACCACACUCCGCACGCCUUGUUAUGCAGUUUUAAGGACAUAGAGCUAUGAGAAAUUAUAUAUUAUCUCCAUGUCUAGACGUCUUUAGUGCAGUUACCGCCCACCUUGCUCGCUUCGAAUUUGAUGACUUGAUAAGAUCCUUUUAUUACCCUCCAACCUCACCAUUUUUUGUCGCGUUGAAAUCGCUGAGCUUCAUUUUUAAUGGAUUUUUAAUUUCGCUUUUCAGAAACCACCUUCGUCAUGCAGCUUACCUGUCCUUGCGGAAAAGACAAGUGCGAUUGCGCCAACUGUGGCUGCCAGCAGCAGCAGCAGACCCAGCAGCAGGGUUGUUGCGGUGGAAAUGCUUGUAAGUUAUGUCACCGUUUCUAAAUGGGAAGUAAUUAAGUCUGAAUUUUUUUGCAUAAAUAAAUCUAUCGUAUUAUGGUAUUACUGUAUGUUGUUUAAAAAUACGUUGCGCCAAAUUGGCCUUACUUUUUCAGCCGGCGGCUGCUGUGGUGGAAAGUAAUUCAACGUUCCAAAAACGGAAACGGAGCUUCAGAUCGACAUCAACAAAUGGCGCUUAA